Branchiostoma belcheri (Belcher's lancelet) is the source of this 2433-nucleotide messenger RNA. RefSeq names its product gamma-aminobutyric acid type B receptor subunit 2-like. Lineage: Eukaryota; Metazoa; Chordata; Leptocardii; Amphioxiformes; Branchiostomatidae. The record is from RefSeq and is a predicted model, not a curated record. Gene Ontology annotation, molecular function: G protein-coupled GABA receptor activity. Gene Ontology annotation, biological process: gamma-aminobutyric acid signaling pathway; G protein-coupled receptor signaling pathway. The transcript has 14 exons. Bases 1 to 2433 code for a protein of 810 amino acids. Gene Ontology annotation, cellular component: membrane; G protein-coupled receptor heterodimeric complex.
AUGGUCCAAGACUUCGAAGAUGCCAACAUCACGUUGAUCUCUACAGCCAGCUUUUCUGAUGACCCAACUGAGCAGAUAAACAACUUGAAGGAAAGAGACGCUCGUAUAAUCAUAGGCAGUUUUGGAGAAGCCAUGGCCAGAACAGUAUUCUGUAAGGCCUUUCAGCUCGGUAUGUACGGUCGUAAGUACGUGUGGAUCCUGCUGGGAUGGUACCGGGCCGGAUGGUGGUUAUCGGAAAGAGGCACGGGGUGCUCGGCGGAGCAACUGUCUGUGGCCACCGAAGGGUACUUCUCCGUCGACACGCUGGACACCGUGGACAAGAAUCGAACCCUACCGAGCAAAGUCACCGUGAAGGAAGUCCAUGAGGAACUAAGCAGGCUAGAUAUAUCCAAGGGUGGCGGCCACGUUGAAAACGCAUAUGACGGAGUCCUGGCAAUAGCAAUAACUUUAGCCGAGGCACAGAAACAGCUAACGGACCAUGUAGUCAGCAGCGGUGUAGGACAGGGAUUUGGGGGGCAAAACGGAACCGGAAAUGGCCUGCCGAACAGCACCAUGGGAGACGAAAUGCCUGCUGGGAACAGGACGGUGGGAGUGGCUGACUUCGACUACCAAAACAGUGACAUGAGUCAGAUGUUCCAACACAUCAUGUUGUCACUGAAAUUUACCGGGCUUUCGGGUCCGGUGUCGUUUCUUGAUGGAGACAGGGUGGGACCAUCAGUCUUCUACCAAAAUCAAGGCAACUCUAUACCAGUGGAUAAAGUAACCAUUGUGGCGAAGUUUGUCUACAUUGAUAACAGCGCCCUCUACAUUGUGGGAACCAUCAGCAUUACUGCAGUCGUCAUGGCGCUGCACUUUCUGAUCUUCAACAUCAGACAUCGAAAUAUGAAAUAUAUCAAGUUGUCCAGUCCUAAGCUGAAUAACGUGAUCGUGAUCGGCUGUGUGCUGGUAUACUGUGGUGUUAUCCUGUGGGGAGCGGACGGCAACCAUGUUCCCGCCGACGCCUUCCCGGUACUCUGUACGGCACGUGCCUUCCUGUUCUCUUCCGGGUUCUCUCUGGCCUUCGGCGCCAUGUUUGCGAAGACUUACCGUGUUCACAAGGUGGCCAUCAAGCUCACAUUUGUCAUCGGGAACAAGAUGUUACGCGAUGGGAGACUACUUCUGUUUGUGGGGGCGCUGUUCUUGCUGGACGGUGUAGUCAUCCUGGCCUGGCUGCUGCUGGACCCCAUGCACCGCCAGGUGGAGCUGCUCCCACUUGAGGUCUCUGGCUACAGUGAAAACGUGCUGGUCCUACCUAAGGUGGAACACUGUUCCUCCACACACAUGGAGAAGUGGCUGGCUGCUAUCUACAUUUACAAGGGACUACUGCUCACCAUAGGGGCCUUCCUAGCGUGGGAGACCAGGAAGGUGAGGAUAAUGGUAAUGAAUGACUCCCGCCACAUCGUUCUCAACAUCUACAACGUGGUGGUGAUGAGCGUCAUCCUGGUUGCCAUUAGCAACCUGGCCGUCAUGGGGCAGACGAUGGCUUACGUCAUCAUGUCGUCAUCAGUGCUGUCGUCCACGACCCUGGCCCUGUGUGUGCUGUUUGUGCCCAAGAUGAUGGCCUUACGGAGACACCCCGAGCGGGACCCGAUAGACGAGGCGGCGGGGUUACAGAUGAUGGGGCGGUCCCGCAGACUCACCGUCACCGACGAGAAGGAGGUCCUCUUCCGGGCCGAGGUGCUCAACCGCGUCUUCAAACAGGAACUCAGACAGCUGGAUUCGAUGAUAAAGAAGCUGGAAAAGGCCAUCAAGAACCCUUCCAAAAUAGACAGCUACGAUAUCGAAGUGCUCUUGGAACAGCCCAGCCACAAAAGGCAGUUGACUGCUGACUCGCCAACACUGACUGACUUCAAGCCACUGCUACUGGAUCAGCCGAAGGUGAAGAGAGCUGUGUCCUUCUCUGACGACUUGGUGGACAAACGCUCGGGUGUGAUUAUCGACACCGUGUCGAUGACGUCGCUUUCCGGACGAUCUAACGUCACCGAAUGGUCAGACAGCGAAUCUGACGACUUGGUUCAGUCUAACUCCAACUCCGCGCAGGCGCAGAACGGGAACACCACCACGGAACAAAAUGGCGUCACUCAAAGAACUGAUGAGCGCAAAGCAGAACUAGAAACGCCUCUUUGUAGUACUAUUCAUCCUAACAUAGGCCGGACUGAAGGAUUCCUGGAUGAUUGUGACAACGGCAAUGAGCCACACUCAAUUUGCAGAAGAACAAGACUAUCUGAACCUAUUUUAAACCUCAGUGAUAGCAACUGUCCCUACUCCUUACAGUUUAGAGAGGGUAGAACGAAAUUCAGAAAAAGGUUAUGGGCUGACACUCACUUUUGCCCAGACGCUGCUUGUGGAAAAUUGCACAAGAAAGCUCUGUCAGAGAAUUUCAUCGUAACAUGA